GAGAGAAUUAAGGUUACGUAAUAUAUUUUUGAAACGGAUAAUAACCGGGGACAGAUAACCGGGCAGGUGCCAUUGUCUAGGAGCAGUUCCAGCAUUCCAACAUGGUGAAUCAAUUGCUUGGCUGGAUCCGAACUGACGUCAAGCGGAAGCAGAAACAGAAAUAACUUGGUGAUAUUCAAUAUGUAGGCACUCUUAUCAGACAAGUACACACUAUCUUCAAUCGAGGUCCUUAAUCCCACUCUACACAUCUUAACAUACAAUCAAUUCACUGCCCCGUACGUUCUUAUCUGCGAGUUCCACUUUGGCUAGUUUGAACUUAGAAUUAGCCCUUUCAGCUUCGAAUCGACUCGGUUGGUGCCCCUUUAUCCCUGCGGUCCUUGUGGUUCAUGUUUGCUAAUUAAUGAUCGAUUUACUACAGACUUAUCCAGCAUGGCAUCUUCACUCUCGACCGUUGAUAGUCUGAAAAACACAGCUUCCUCUGCAUACGAGACUGUAGCCAAUAGCUUGUCUGCGACGUCGAAAAAUGGCGAAUAUGAUCCUGCCCAGGACAAAAAUAAUGUUGGUAAAGAUGCACAUGGCAAUAAGUUUAGAAAGGGCGAUUUUAAGGACCAAUUGAAUCGAGCUGCUCAUAGAGGACCGCCGGAGAAGGAAGAAAACUUUACGGAGAAAGGUAAGCAAAUAGUUCAAUACGGCUGAUUUGGCUGAGCUAUGAGAUGUCAAGCGCAGGUUGCUGAUGAUGAAAGCGUUGUCGUGGAUACCAGGCAUAAGCGCACUACAAAAGUCGACUCUGGAGCAGGAACCAGAGAAUAAGACUGUGAAGGACGAUGGAGUACCCCCAAUUCGACCCCAACACGAUGUGCCAAUAGAACAAUUCUUGAGAAAGCAAUAUCAUAGCAGAAGCGGAGAUGGGAUACCAAAUCCAGGGGAGAGUAAUUGACUGCUCUGGUUGCUUUGAUGGCGACAACGAAGCUUUACGAACAUGUACGACAUAACGAGAAACAUGGAUUGGGAAAUGGCGCUCGGGAGAGUGUUGGCUGGAACUUGUCAUAUCAUAUGAGAUGGCAUCAAUAAGCGGUGAACACAGCUAAGUAGUUUAAUAGACUGCACUUCGUAUUUACUUUUGCUACAGUACACUACGUGUGGAUCUGCAUGUUUUGCCUGUCAAGUGACCUGUCUCCCUACCGCAAGCAUGGUCAACUUAUUCCGGAAGCAACACAAUGAUUUUGAUUCCGUACUCCACUCUUCUGAUUCACUUGUCAAUGGAUCGAUGACGUCGGGAUACGAUAUUUGAAAGUUCAACAGAAACUCCUGAAAAUCAGCCCCAACAUCGCCCCGAUUAAAAACGGCCCAAUCUCCCAGUAGCUGGAGCGCAUUUGGCAAAUGAAUACAGACAGUACCAACGAAUCGAGUCUCCUUUAUGUUUAUACGAGGAUUAAAGGGGGAUAUUUUGUAAACCACAUUGAAAAA
Molecule: messenger RNA, 1467 nt
Organism: Sclerotinia trifoliorum
Lineage: Eukaryota; Fungi; Ascomycota; Leotiomycetes; Helotiales; Sclerotiniaceae
Source: the annotation of a GenBank genome assembly